AUGAAGAGGAGUCUUUUAGCUCAGGUUCCCACUAACUUUUUAAUGUACUUUGUGAUGCCACCCUCUGUGUGCAGUGCUGAUUGUGUACCUGCAUUCAGAAAAUUCUGGCAGGAGGGAAUGACAGUCUGCUGUUUUGAUUGCAACCCGUGCCCAGAAAAUGAAGUUUCUAAUGAGACCAAUGUGGAUCAGUGUGUGACAUGUCCAGAGGACCAGUAUGCCAAUAUAGACCAGAACAUGUGCAUUCACAAAUCUGUGGUCUUUCUGAGCUAUGAAGACCCAUUGGCUUUGACGUUAAUGGUCAUGUGCUUCACUGCAUGCACAGCUGUGGUUGUUGUGAUCUUUGUGAGGUAUCAUGACAUGCCUAUUGUGAAGGCCAAUAACCGCAGUCUCAGCUACAUCUUGCUCAUCUCACUCCUCUUUUGUUUCCUGUGUCCCUUUCUCUUUAUUGGACAUCUGAAUGCAGCUAAAUGCAUCCUGCAGCAAAUCACAUUUGGAGCUGUAUUCACUGUGGCUGUUUCCAGUGUGUUGGCCCAAACAGUUACUGUUGUUCUGGCUUUCAAAGUCACAGCCCCUGGAAGAAUGAGGAGGUUCUACAUGACUUUAAGGGCUCCCAACUAUAUCAUUGCCAUCUGCACCCUAAUCCAAAUUAUUCUCUGUGCAGUCUGGCUGGGAGUUUCUCCUCCAUCUAUUAACAUUGAUGCACACUCAGAGCUUGUACACAUCAUAAUUAUAUGUGAAAAGGGCUCAGUUACUGCAUUCUACUGUGUCUUGGGGUACCAUGGCUCCCUUGCCUUUGGGAGCUUCAUUGUGGCCUUCUUGGCCAGGGAUCUCCCUGACACAUUCAAUGAAGCCAAGUUGCUGAACUUCAGCAUGCUGUUGUUCUGCAGUGUCUGGGUCACUUUUCUCCCUGUCUAUCACAGCACCAAGGGUAAGGUCAUGGUGGCUGUGGAGGUCUUCUCCAUCAUGUCCUCCAGUGUUGACCUUCUGGGAUGCAUCUUUUUCCCUAAGUGCUACAUCAUUUUGUUAAGACCAGAGAGAAAUUCUCUUCAAAAGAUAAAGAGGAAAACAUCUUUCUGA
This is a messenger RNA of Onychomys torridus (southern grasshopper mouse), 1077 nucleotides long. RefSeq names its product vomeronasal type-2 receptor 116-like. The record is from RefSeq and is a predicted model, not a curated record. The transcript has 3 exons. Gene Ontology annotation, biological process: G protein-coupled receptor signaling pathway. Gene Ontology annotation, cellular component: membrane. Lineage: Eukaryota; Metazoa; Chordata; Mammalia; Rodentia; Cricetidae. Bases 1 to 1077 code for a protein of 358 amino acids. Gene Ontology annotation, molecular function: G protein-coupled receptor activity.